GAUUUCUUGGCAUUGCUGAUUUUAUAAAAAAAAUAAAAGUAAAAACUAAAGAGGUGGCCGAUCUUGAAAUCGAAAAUUAUUGUCGUGUCUCCUAUUAUGGCGCGCUGAAUUGUAUUCAAAAUGGGUUUAGAUUUUGAUGUUUUGGAAUUUUGCAAGAAGUUACGACAGAACAGGCCUCCACCGUACCAGUGCCCAUUAGAAAAAUGCGAUAAAGUGUAUAAAAGCUUGUGUGGCUUACAAUAUCAUUUGGUAAACUACGACCAUGAUAACCCAACUCCGGUAACGCCUGCAGUUGCUAACCACCGGAAAAAGGGGAGAACUAGAGCAGCUGUACCCACAGGUGAUAUUGCCCUACAAAGUCCCCCAAAAGAGGCAUUAACAUUCGCUGAAGCUCAGAAAGUUGUUCAGUUUGAAAUUGAUGGGAAAAUAAGUAGAAUUCCAAUUAAUCUACCAGUGACUGUAAUAUCUUUAGAAGAAUGGGAAAAAAAGAAUGCUGAAUUAGAUAAACCAUUGCCAUUUAUUGAAGCUCCACAUGAACCACAUAUUAAACUACCAGAAGCAAGUUAUAAGCUUGUACCAGACUACAAUGAGAGAGUGUGUGAUGCACCUCCUAGACCUAAUGCAUACAUAAGAUUUAUAGAAAAGUCAGCUGAAGAGUUGGAUGGUGAAGUGGAGUAUGAUGUUGAUGAGGAAGACACUGCUUGGCUGGCAAUCAUAAACAAAACUAGAGCCAAACAAGGACUUCCCCCUGUUUCUGUUGACACAUUAGAACUGCUCAUGGAUAGAUUGGAAAAGGAAUCAUACUUCCAGGCAAGUCAAUCUGGACAACAGACUGCAGCAACAGUAGAUGAAGAUGCAGUGUGCUGCAUUUGUAUGGACGGAGAAUGUCAGAACACAAAUGUUAUCCUCUUUUGUGACAUGUGCAACUUGGCUGUGCAUCAGGAUUGCUAUGGGGUUCCUUACAUUCCUGAAGGACAGUGGUUAUGCCGGAGAUGCUUGCAGUCACCAUCGAGACUUGUCAACUGUGUCUUAUGUCCAAAUACUGGAGGUGCAUUCAAACAAACCGACCAGAGCACAUGGGCGCACGUUGUGUGUGCUUUGUGGAUUCCAGAAGUUAGAUUUGCGAAUACUGUGUUUUUGGAGCCAAUUGAUUCUAUAGAAAUGAUCCCACCAGCCCGAUGGAAGCUACAGUGUAUGGUGUGCAAGCAGCGAGGGGUCGGUGCUUGUAUUCAAUGCCACAGGAGCAACUGCUACUCCGCUUUUCAUGUUACUUGUGCGCAACAAGCUGGUUUAUACAUGAAAAUGGAGGCAGCCGGGUCAGGCAGGGAUCCCAGUCAAGCUGUUCAAGUUGCCAAGAUGGCCUACUGCGACGCGCACACACCGGCUCAUAUACUGCAGGAGCGACGUGUUUUGGAGUCGGAGAGUGAUACCAAGUCGAAUGAUCUGUCGGCAAUAAGGCAGAAGGGGAGAGAUAAAAUAAAACAGGCUCGCCGCGUAUUAGCCUUGAAGCGUACAUGGGCUCCCGUUGUCCUUGUACCGACGUUACCCGCGGAGCGUGUUGCGGAGAUAGCCCAGCUGGCACACGGAACACCGUCCGCCAGGGCUCAGCUGAUGAAGAGGCUCCUCGCUUACUGGACCCUCAAGAGGCACAGCAGAAACGGUGUGCCGCUGUUGAGGAGGCUCCAGAGUUUGACAAGUCACCAUGGGACUCGAGGGAUUCAAGACGGAACAGUAAAUGUUCGUGAACUCUGCAACCAACUGAAAUACUGGCAAAGGAUACGACAGGACUUGGAGAGAGCGAGGUUGUUAUGCGAACUUGUACGCAAGCGUGAGCGUCUAAAGGCAGAAUAUACGCGUGUUUGGGAGCGGUGCGUGUUACACACGCUGCGUCCUGACCGCGCCGCACUACACAAACUGCUGCGUCACUUGCGGCAGAAAGAUGCCAGCGACAUCUUCAGCGAACCCGUCGACACUACCGAGGUACCAGACUAUAGUUCCGUUGUAAAACACCCCAUGGACCUCAGUACUAUGGGGAAGAAGCUAGAUAAAGGAUUGUACAAGACCAUUGAUGAUGUAGAAGCGGACUUCCAGCUCAUGAUUGACAACUGUCUCGCCUACAACAAUAAGGACACGGUCUUCUAUAAGGCUGGUAUAAAAAUGCGCGAACAAUGCAAGCCCAUUUUCCGGCAAGCUCGACGUGACGUGCGCGAAGCGGGAAUGGCCGAACUGUGCGGGGGCGUGGCUAGUGAGAAGGAAGCGUCGCCCGAGGGAACCCCGCCCCCCGGGAGACGAGGUCGGAGUGUUGACCCGCGUCGCUCACGUCAAAGCAGUAGCGAGAGUGAACGGAACGUCACAGUUCAGGAGGCACGCAUCGAGCGCGGCGCAUCUGCAACCCGGAGUGAGAGACGUGCCGCUAGUGUCCAUAGAGCUUCCGAAGAUGAUACUCGUGAUUCUCCCGUGGUGAAGAGUAAAGUGAACUGUAACUGGUGGAGAGGGCGGGGCAGGGGUCGCGGAAGGCGUGGCCGGAGGGGGAGGGGCCGAGCCGCUCCGGCCGUGGCGAGAGAUGUGCGGGAUAAUGACACGGCAACAUCGGAUUCAGAAACAGUGGCUGUUUUGUCGAAGAGGACCGAGCGCACCCAGAAGUUGGCAACACCUGACAAAUCACCCAGCAAAAUGUCCGAUUCUACAGCUGCCUCCCCCGGUCUCAGCCUGCUCGGCGGUCUCCGGAAGUCGACCUUGUUGGUACCACCGUCCACGAUCUCGUCUUCAACGCCGCCGAAGAGCUUCGGAUCUGACGCAACACUGCCUACACUGUCGGAUAAUCUAGCUUCAGUCCAGGAGCAGACUCCACGGAAGAAAGGCCGAGGCAGACCCAGGAAGCAGGACAAAGUUAAGGCUGCCUCCUCACCAGAUCUGUUCAGAUCAGCGCUGGCUGAUAGUAAAACACCAGUGCCGGCCUCUUUCAUGCAGUACCGCGGACCUCCCGGAGAAGUUGGCUCUGACAGUGACCUAGCCCUCUCAAGAUCUUCGAGCAGUAGCAGUCUGUGGUCACACUCUUGUUCGUCGUGCACUCACUACGACGAAGACAACCCCUCUGACAGGACAGGAUCACUGUCCUCUACGGACGCGGGAUCUAGUUGCAAUGAAACGCAGGACUCGACACAAGAUGGUAGCUCUGUGGACCGGCGCCGUAUGCCACGCCGCGCUGCGCUCACUCCUGCGCACGCGCCGCUCGCUAAGGGUCGUGGAACACGUUCGACAACAUUGAAGACUCCAGCGAAAACCACAGACAAUAGCAUGCAGUUGGAGCCACUACAACUGGUGUGGGCUAAGUGCAGAGGUUAUCCCUGGUAUCCAGCAUUGAUUAUUGAUCCAAAAAUGCCAAAGGGCUUUAUCUACAAUGGGGUACCUUUGCCAGUCCCCCCACAAGAUGUCUUGAAUCUCAAAAAGAACUUCUCACAUGAGCCAGUGGUAUACCUGGUUCUCUUCUUUGAUGUGAAAAGAACGUGGCAAUGGCUGCCACCGAACAAACUUGAAUUGCUCGGCAUAGAGAAAGAAAUUGAUGAAGGGAAAUUGGUGGAAUCCAGAAAACCAACAGAUAGGAAAGCGGUGAAGAAAGCUUAUGGUGAUGCAAUGCAGUUCAGGAAAGAAGUUGUUGGAGAUAAAUGACAAAGGCUUAGAUAUAGGCAGCGCAGACGGCCUAGAAAAAGAGUUUUCAAUUUUGGAAUGUUCUCUAGCAUGAAGAUCAAAACACCAGAUAGUACGGAGAGCAGUGAUUAUUGAAGUGUCUCUGGAAUUGUUGUGCCAAAGAUCUGACCUUCAUCAACAGAAGCACUGUUACCAUGAACUUUAGCCAGUGUAAGUUUUAGGUAAUAUUUUCUUACUUUAGAUCAAAUUUUAUUUGCACAGAAUGCCAUAAAAAUCCGCCACAGUGGUGUCUUUUUGUAAUGUGCAAGAAUUAUUAUGUUUUAGUUUAAAGGGUGCCACAGCUAGUGAAAUUAUUGGGCUAAUGGUUUUUAACAUUGAAAGUCUGAAAAUGACACAAUUCCGUUGCACCCUCUCAAUUUUCCGUUUUUACAUGGACCCUUUGUACUGUACUGCUAUUUAAUUGGCCAGGGUGUUGCUUGUCUCGCCACAAUUUUGUAUAAAAACCUAACCUAACCUAAAAACAGUACAAUUAUGGUCCAUCUGUAAUGGAAUCUUAUAAUUCUACUGAUCUUGCUGACAUGUUUUACAUUUUUAUUAAUCAACCCGACAUUUCAGGGGAUUCCUUAAAAUGAUUACUUGCAAAGGCAAAGAAACGUCGGGUAAAUAAAUAAUAAAACUGUAAUUUUUACCAAACAUCUGAUCUGAAAGUUGAGUCAUAAUUACACGCGAUGCAAUCCUUUAAAAGUAUUUCAUUCAAAAGUGUAUUACAAAUGUGUGUUGAAGUUGACAAUUCACUCACUCAACUGAGGCGAGCUGACACCUGGUAUUGAAUGUUCAUUGGCCACAUAACGAUCACAAGAUAUAUAUGAAGAAUGAUUUAAUAGUAAUUAAUUGUAAUAACUUAAGGUAGGGACUCUGGUAAUUAGCUCACUGCUAAAAAUAAACCUAAUUAAACACAUCUCACCUUGUAAAGGUAAUUGUAGCGAUGAGGCAUUGUUACUAACUCCAGUAGAAUUUGGAUUAAGAUAUUAUGCAUUAAAAUACUCUAUUCCCUAUAGUAGUAAUACUGUAUUACAUAUUUCACAGUAAGAACACAUGUUAUGAUUGUUCUAAUAUGGCAGUACCAAGACUAUGAAUUGUAAACAUAAAUGUUAAAAAUAUUUAUUAAUAUGAAUAUUUGAGUUAAUAAUGGAUAGAAUCCAGAAGUAAAGUAUUAAUUGUAUUAAAUAAGUUUUAGAAUAAAAUAACAAUAAUGUGUGUGCUCUAAAAGUAUAGGUAGGUUCGGGCGAGGUCUAAAAAUGUUUAUCAGUUGUUAAAUUAGAUUCUUUAUCACAUGUGUGCGCAGUAAGGUCUAAAAUGCUAUAUCUUGGAUCAUAUUAUCUACCUAAACAAAUCAAUGAUAUAAAAUAUUGUCGACUUUGUGACAUUGAUAUGUAACUGCAAUUGUAAACCAUAACAACAUUCUAAGACCGCGAUUGUAAAUAAGGUAUUAUACUUGUGGUUUUGUUUUCAUGCAAAUGAAGUUUUUUAAACAAUAAUUGUUAUUGGCUAUAAUACUAAUAGACAGAAUUAGAAAUAGGUACAUAGAAUAGCACAAUACAAAUUUUAUAUUCUGAGUGCCACCCUAUAUACAAACCUUAAUCAACAUUUACUCCACCCAUGCUUUUUAAAUCCUCUAUUAAAGAUUCUAAAACUGUUAGCUUAUUGCCAACAUUAAAACACCCAAUGUCCUAAUAACCAUUACAUCAUCCAGAAGAGUGUUGUAGUGAAAUUCAGUACAACAUCACAACACUCGUUUGGGUGUUGUAAUGAAAUUCAGUACAACAUUACAACACUCGUUUUGGUGAUGUAAUGGUUACUAGGACUGGCUUUUUUAAUGUUAGCUUACUGCUGUUUCAGAAUCUUUUAUAGAUGAUUCAUAUUAUGGGUGUAGAUAAAGUCUUGUAUGCAACUGUUGAUAAUUAGGUGUUACUAUUAUUAUCAUGUGAUACUAUUAUUACACUCUUCUCCUGUUGUGAUGAACCCACAUUCGUGUUUUAAUACCCCUCAUUACACAAUAGUUGCAUAAAUAACUAAUACUAUCCAGGUAAAUGUGUUUUUUUAGAAUUGUUAUUAUUACAAAAACACCUUCACUGCAUUAUUGAUGGAUACGAAUUUUAAUUUAGUCAUUGUUAUUGACAUGAUUUACUUUUUAAAUGAUAUUCAUAUGUUAGUGUAUACAUAUAGGUUUAACUAGGUUAAAAAGGUUAUAUUUUCUUAUACUCAUAAGGCGGCUUUGUUACACAUUUGCAGUUGUCUAAUUAAUUCUGAUCUAUUUCACUCCAAAAAGAUAUUAUAUUCACUUAUAAUAAAGCUGAUUGUUUAAAAAUUCAAAAUGUAUUUAAAUAUUAAAUAGAUUGUCCUAUAAAUAGUUUCACAAAGCAUAGCUACUAAAAAUUUAUUCAAGCCAAUAUUAUUUAUAGCAACAUUGUAAGUCUUUUAAGCUUAUUCAAAUUAAUGUCGUCUUGCUACUGUUGUCUCUACAAUACACAUUGACAAGAGUUAGAGUCGAUUCAUUCAUUGCUAAUUUAUAUUAUGAUAUCUGAAUGCAUAAUUGAUAAUUCUCAAUGUUUAAUGUAUAAUAGUUUAAGUUUUAUACUGAAUAUUAGAAGGUAGAAUAGUAGUUAGGUAGUACUAUUUUAUAUAUUUAUUGUAACCUUAAAUAUGUUUGUUAAACUUGUGUGCUUGUCUGAAAAUAAACUAGUGAAAUUUUAA
Molecule: messenger RNA, 6402 nt
Organism: Leptidea sinapis
Lineage: Eukaryota; Metazoa; Arthropoda; Insecta; Lepidoptera; Pieridae
Gene: Br140
Product: bromodomain-containing protein homolog
Exons: 24
Coding region: 121-3669 (1182 amino acids)
Biological process (GO): regulation of transcription by RNA polymerase II
Cellular component (GO): MOZ/MORF histone acetyltransferase complex
Molecular function (GO): protein binding
Source: RefSeq, a predicted model, not a curated record